AUACCUACUAUUUGUUAUCUAUUUCCACAUAUGGAGCACAAAAAUAAAGUUCUAUUUUAGUUUGUGUAUUUGAGAUGUAACCACGACAUUUUACUAGAAACAUCGGCACGUGAAUCAAACAUAUUAUAAAAGGAACACCGGCUAUAUAACAACUAGAAACAAGUUACUGAAGAUAACGAAACCAUGGUUGUUCACAACGACGAAGCAGAAAGUUUCAAAAAUAAAGGCAAUGAGCUUUUCAAAGCCGAACAGUUUGAAGAAGCAAUAGGCUAUUAUACGAAGGCAAUAAAUCUAGCCGAAAAGGAUAGUCGUGAUCGAGCCACAUACUUGAAAAAUCGCGCUGCAGCUUACCUAAAAACUAACGAAUUCGAUAAAGUUAUCAAGGAUUCUGAUGAAGCCUUACAAAUUGUACCCGAAGAUCCAAAGGCUCUGUUUCGACGAUCGCAAGCGUUAGAAAACUUAAAGAGAUUUGAAGAGGCUUAUAGAGACGCUAAAACUAUAUUUACUGUGGACCCAACCAAUAAAGCUGUCCAGCCAAUAUUAUCACGGUUACACGCCAUUGUACAGGAAAGAGCACGGCAAAAUGCUCAAACCAGCAACAAAGUGGAACAGAUGUUCAAACUCGCUUUCUCUCUAGAAGCAGACACUGAAAAACGAGAGAAGGCCAUGGGCAACCUGCUUGUGUUGGCCAAGGAGAAUUCUGGGGCUGAAAUAAUGCUUAAAAACGGUAUAGUACAAAAGAUCCAGCAACUGCUUAAAGUGGAGAAAAAUGCUGAAAUAUAUGUGAAUGCUGUGAGAAUUAUCAGUCAAUUGUGUAAGAGGAGUAUUGAGAGAACGAAGGCAGUGCUCAAGGUAGCCGGUAUUCCAUGGGUGUUGGAAAUCAUUGACAGCAAUAAUGUAGAGAGAGUAAAUGCGGCCCAAUACUGCCUGCAAGUAAUAUUGAACACAUUCUCAGGUAUGGAUACUAAGAAAGAUUCCAAACCUGAUCCUAAGUUGUGUGAAGAGAACAAAAGUGAAAUUGACACCAUUCUUACUUGUCUCACUUAUUCAAUUACUAACAGAGUAAUCACAGGCCAUGCCAGAGAUGCCAUCAUGGAACUUAUUAUGAGAAAUUGCCACUACAGUGCCAUUAACUGGGCUGACAGAUUUGUUGAAAUCAAAGGCUUGUAUCGGUUACUAGAGGUGUGCAGCGAGUUAGAAGAAUAUAAGUAUGAGUCUGCCAUGAACAUAACCCUGUCUUCAAGCACCAUUGCUGCAGCAUGCCUAGCUAAGAUUUAUGAAAAUAUGUAUUACGAUGAGGCCAGGGAGAGGUUUAACAACCAAGUCGAUGAAUUUGUUAAAGAUAAACUAAUGUCACCCGAUUUGGAAUCAAAAGUACGCGUUACUGUAGCUAUAACAUCAUUACUCAGAGGUCCCCUAGAUGUUGGUAACUAUGUCAUUUCUAAAGAGGGCAUAAUGGAAAUGAUUUUAGUCAUGGCCCAAACUGAGGACUUACUUCAACAAAAAGUUGCGUGUGAAUGCCUUAUAGCAGCUGCUUCAAAAAAAGAUAAAGCCAGGGCUAUUAUAACUAAGGGUGUUGAUAUCUUGAAGAAAUUAUACACAUGUAAAGAUGAUGCUGUCAGGGUCAGGGCCUUAGUUGGCCUCUGCAAGGUUGGUAGUUUCGGAGGUGAUGAUGCCUCGAUUCGACCGUUUGCUGAAGGAUCUACAAAAAAAUUAGCUGAAGCAUGCAGGAAGUUUUUAGUGAAUCCAACUAAAGACAAUGAUGUUCGCAAAUGGGCAGCUGAGGGGCUGUCAUAUCUUACUCUGGACGCGGAUGUAAAAGAAAAAUUGGUGGAGGAUAAGGCUGCAAUUCAGGCUCUCAUUGAGCUGGCCAAAACAGGCGACCAAUCUUGUUUAUAUGGUGUAGUUACAACUUUGGUCAACUUAUGUAAUGCUUAUGAAAAGCAAGAAGUCAUGCCGGAAAUGUUGGAACUGGCAAAGUUUGCCAAACAUCACAUCCCAGAACAACAUGAGUUAGAUGACAUAGAUUUUGUUAAUAAGAGAAUUACAGUAUUAACAAAAGCAGGUGUCACCUCUGGUUUAGUUGCUCUUGCUAAGACAGAGAGUUAUAACUCAAGAGAAUUGAUUGCCAGAGUGUUUAAUGCCAUAUGUAGUUUGCAGGACCUAAGAGGUGUUGUUGUGCAGCAGGGUGGUACAAAGGUAUUAAUACCAAUGGCUUUGGAAGGUACAAACAAUGGUAAAAAACAAGCAACCCAAGCUUUAGCCAGGAUUGGAAUAACGAUAAAUCCUGAAGUAGCUUUUCCUGGUCAGAGAAAUUUGGAGGUAGUGAGACCUCUAGUAGCAUUGUUACACCCAGAUUGUACAGCUUUAGAAAACUUUGAAGCACUUAUGGCUCUUUGCAACUUGGCUGGAAUGAAUGAAUCAACAAGAAACAGGAUACUCAAAGAAGGUGGUUUAUCAAAGAUUGAACAUUACAUGUAUGAAGAUCAUUUAAUGCUGAUGAGAGCUGCCACUCAGUGUAUUUGUAAUUUAGUACAAUCUGAAGAUGUAAUUAAGUCCUAUGAGGGUAAUAAUGAGAAAACUAAAUAUUUAUAUCUCUUGUGUCAAGAGGAAGAUGUGGACACUGUGAUGGCUGCAGCAGGAGCUUUAUGUGUUUUAACAUCAGUUAGUAAGCCGUGUUGUAGAAAAUUAUUAGACCUUAAUAACUGGAUAGAGUCCUUGAGGUGUUUACUAGCCAAUCCUAAUGAUGAGAUACAGUACAGAGGUGUCUACAUGCUAUACAACAUUAUAAAUGGUGACAAAGACAUUGCUGCAAAAAUAUUUGAAACUGAUGUUAUGGAAAUUUUGAUGGCAUUAUCUAAACUUGAAGAAACACCAAAGAAAAGGAUUGUAGAUUUUGCACAGAAAUGUUUGGAUGCUGCUGAGGAGAUGGGAGUUAUCAGAAAGCCUGGUGAACCACCAAUGAUUGAUCCUUUUGCUGAUAUUGAAAAUCGUUGUGAUGAAGAAGAUGAAGAGGAAACAUAGAUUUAAUUGAAUUAUAAAUAGUUAUAUGAAUUAAUUUGCUUUUUUGUUUUAGUCAAUGUAAUAAAUAUAACUAAAUUUA
Manduca sexta (tobacco hornworm) is the source of this 3103-nucleotide messenger RNA. It is a transcript of the gene unc-45, whose product is annotated as protein unc-45 homolog B. The coding region runs from base 184 to 3024 and encodes 946 amino acids. Gene Ontology annotation, molecular function: Hsp90 protein binding. The transcript has a single exon. The record is from RefSeq and is a predicted model, not a curated record. NCBI's taxonomy places the organism in Eukaryota, Metazoa, Arthropoda, Insecta, Lepidoptera, Sphingidae.